CAUUUUCGGACAAUAUCGCAAUUGUUUCCAAAGUGUCAUCGCCUGGUUACAUAUGUUGAUGAUCUACGGUGAAAAACCCUCGAGAUCAUGUAAUGUGGUUGCUCGCGUGACAUGAUUUGCUCGAUGUACUUCGUCCCUGAUCCUUUUUUCUUCCGCAUUGUAGCAGUAUAAGAAGAGAAUUAGAGAGGAAAAAAAAAGGGGCGAGGAUCAUAGCCGCGACAUUAGAAGAGAAGAAUUCAUGGCGAUUUGGUUCAUAUCGGGAGUGUGGCUUGAAAUUUAGUGAUAAUGAGAUGGCAGCUUCACAACAUGUUGAAAUGGAGGCAGCGAAGUUUCUGCAAAAGCUUAUUCAGGAGUCAAAAGAUGAGCCCGCGAAACUGGCGAUGAAACUAUACGUGAUAUGCCAGCACAUGAAGAUGAGUGGGAAGGAGCAGUCCUUGCCAUAUCAAGUAAUAUCAAGGGCCAUGGAAACGGUGAUCAAUCAAAAUGGUAUUGACAUUGAGGCGUUGAAGUCAUCACGUCUUCCUAUGACUGGUGGAACACAAAUGGGAGAUUCUGCAGUUGAAAGGUCAGUGGACAAGGAUAAGCUUCACAAUCAGUCAUCAGUUGGUCCCAGUGACAUGUCUUUCAGUGCAUGGCAUGCUGGAUCAAGUGGGAAGAUAAAAGAUGAUGUUUAUGGAGGAUCGAGCCAGGGAAUAGGGGUUCUGAAAGAGUCUAAAGCAUGCUUUCCUGAGAAUGAGAUGGGAAGGCUUGAGGCAAUUGUUCCGAAUAGGCCACCAGCUGGGCCAAGCAGGGUUGAAAAUGUGGGACAUGAUGCUUAUCAAGGUUCUGCAUCUCAGAGAAGUGGUAAAUCGUUUGAUCAUGAAAGUCCAUCGAGUCUUGACACCAGAUCUGCAAACUCGCAGGAAAGGCGUGAUACAGCAAAACCAGGAAAACAGGAACGUCGAAAAGACACUAAGAAGGCUAGUGGUAAGAGAAAGAGAGCAGACUCCUCAACAUCUGCCAUGGAAGAACAAAAUGACAACCCUCAGCCACUAGAUGGUCCUGGCAUUGGAUCCAAUAUGAUGAAGGGGAAGCUGAUGAACAAGGGUGAUGCCCAAGGCAGUUUUACACUUAAAGCUGUUGUACACAAUCCUGUUCAGAAUAGUGGUCACGUAAAUCAUCUGCCAUCGUUUUCUGGUGGAUUAGGAUCAAUAUUUAGGACCAAGCAAGAGAAUCAGAGUCUAAUAAAAAGGCCAGGUGAUACAACAAAAACCAGCAAUUCAAUGGGUUGGGCUUCAACUCCAAGAUACCCUGAAGAGGCAGAAGUUUCUUCACCUCAUGGUACCUUAGGACUACCGAAAGGUGGCAUGCAACUGUCCAGACAUGAAAUUCUCAGUUCUGGUGGCUGGAAUCAGAAUAAAGUGGGUUUACAAACAGAAAAUUCUCAAGGCUCUAGGUUUCCUCUUAAUAUUGUUUACAGCAGUUCAACAGCUGAAACUUCCAUGUCCCAAUUGGCAGCUCAGUCUCCUGGAACAAGUAAGGAAGCUGGCCAGUCAUCUGAAGGAACAAUUCUUUGCAAGGUUGGAAACUUUUGGGAACAACAAAAGGUUCCUCAUUCAGCGCAACAAAUUGGAGAGGAAUCUCUUGGUAAUGAGACUGAACUUGGGGUUCCUGGAAGGUCCUUUGGACCAGUAAACAGUAACACCUCACAUGGUAACACUGCUACCUCAGGUGGCAUGCCUGGUGCUUUUAGUUCAUAUCCAAUAGUAAGGCCAGGUUCCUCUGCUCCAAUGCCAUUUAACAGUUCUUUCGACAGUCAUGAUUUGGCGUCAAAGAUGUGUAAGGAGAGAAAUGUGGAGGCUUCUUCUCGAUCUCAGCUACUGCAGAAGAGCAAUGAUAUGAUAGCUACUGAUAUGCCCAUGAAAUCUCCUGCUGUUGAGUUUGCUUCUGCCAAAAUUUCUAUUCAUUCUGAACUUAGGAAACCUGGAUUCAUAAAGGAUGCAAUGCAAAGCGUUUCUGAGAAAGGUCUGGAUGCUCCAUUUUGUUCAUCCAGUCGUCGGGAAGAGGCAUUAUCUGGUGGAAGGGUCUUAGAGCAGGAUCAAGGUGCUUUAAAUACUGUGACCAAUUCCAGUAAGAUGGUUCAGGGUUGCGAGACAAACAGUGACAUGGAAAUGAGUAUGGCCCGCGGUGGAGUUUCUCGAGAUACAGGAAAGAGUCUAAUGUCUCAGCCUCCUGCUUUCUCAGGGAUGCCUUUCAAGGAACAACAAUUGAAACAACUCAGAGCCCAGUGCCUUGUAUUUCUAGCUUUCAGGAAUGGAAUGGUUCCUAGGAAACUGCAUCUUGAAAUUGCGAUUGGAGAAAGCUAUCCAAAAGAAGGUGGCAGUGUAGAUGGAGCUCGUAGGGAACUGAUUGACCAUAGAGGGAAAGAGUCAUCCUUAAUGGGGCCAAGUAACAGUAUUGAAGUAGGGGUUAGAUCUGGAAGAACAAAUGAUAUAAAAGAAGCUGAAAAAGUUAUUCCAGGUUCCUCAUCCACUGGAAGUCUGAUAGAUACUGACUCCUUGUCAAAAGACACGGAGAACACGAAGAAGAUAGAAAAACAAAACUGUCCACCUACUGACCAGUCACUGCUAACAGAAGACAGCAAAAAAAUUCUGUUUGCGACAAGAAAACCUGAGGAUGAAAUGCAGACUCAAGGAACAGCAGAAUCACAGGUGGGCGUGGCUACGACCUUGGAGCCUGAAUCCACAAUGAACCAUAGCAGUAUUUCUUCUGAGAAUAUUCAAGAUAAGGAUGAUCCUGACAAUGGCCAUCAACAAGUGGGAAGGGGAGACCGAAUCUGGACAGGAAUCAGCUGUCAUCACGAGGCUACUGAGGGAGCAAUUGGAACUUCUUUGUUUCAGCAUGAACAAUUCUUAGAAAGAGAAGAAAAUCAUUUAAAUCAGUCUCAAACUUAUGGCGACAGGGAUAGAGUAAACAAAUUGUUUACGGUGGAGACUUCUGUUAUGCAAGCAAGGCGAUAUGCAGAUAAAUAUCCAUCCACUUUUCCAUUGAGAGAGCAGAACAGACUUUCAGGGAAAGGAGUUGAACCUCAUAUGCCAAUGCCUCCAAAGGAUGUGAAUCCAUUAACCAUGAAAGCAUUGCAGGGAGGAAAACAUAGUGCAAAAGCAGAGCCUAUUGUUUUCAAUAGUUUUACUAACGCUUCUGUUGUUGGUGGAAAUUGUGGUUCAGAUGAUCAAAGGGGAUCUGAGAUUCAAAAGCAAAUUGCUUCAGAUGGAUGCAAAAUGGUUACCCUCAGUGGGGAUCCAAUUACCAUGCUGGAAAAAUCUUCAGUGGAAGAAGAGGAUGAAAAGUCAUUAUCUUUUGAGACUCCACCUUCUCCGAAGUACACUACCUCAGAGAAGUGGAUUAUGGACAGACAGAAAAGGAAGCUGCUUGAGGAAGAAAAUUGGGCACUGAAACAGAAGAAGAUGGAGGAAAAAAUUACUGCCUCUUUUGAUAAAUUAAAGGAGACUGUGAGUUCAUCUGAAGAUAUUUCUGCUAAGACAAGAAGUGUCAUUGAACUGAAAAAGCUUCAGCUGCUUAAGCUUCAACGUCGCUUGCGGAGUGAUUUUCUGCAUGAUUUCUUCAAACCUAUCACAUCUGACAUGGAGCGCUUGAGAGCAUUUAAAAAACAUAAACAUGGAAGGCGGAUAAAACAGAUUGAAAAAUUUGAACAGAAAAUGAAGGAGGAGCGACAGAAGAGAAUUCAUGAGAGGCAGAAAGAGUUCUUUUCUGAAAUAGAAGUUCACAAGGAGAGAAUGGAUGACUGGUUUAAAAUUAAGAGAGAGCGCUGGAAGGGUUUCAACAAAUAUGUAAAGGAGUUCCAUAAAAGGAAGGAACGGAUACACCGUGAGAAGAUUGACAGAAUUCAGCGUGAGAAGAUUAAUCUAUUAAAGAUCAAUGAUGUGGAGGGGUACUUACGGAUGGUUCAGGAUGCCAAAUCGGAUCGUGUUAAGCAACUGCUCAAGGAGACUGAAAAGUAUCUUCAGAAGCUGGGUGCCAAACUACAGGAGGCAAAGGCCAUGACACGAUGUUUUGAGACAGAUAUGGAUGAGAGUAGGUCCGCAAAUGUUGUUGAAAAGAAGGAGGUUGCUAUUGAGAAUGAAGAUGAGACUGACCAGGCACAGCAUUAUCUGGAAAGCAAUGAAAAGUACUAUCUGAUGGCUCAUAGUAUAAAAGAGAGCAUAACAGAGCAGCCAACUUCUCUUCAGGGGGGGAAAUUGAGGGAGUACCAGAUGAAUGGCCUCCGGUGGUUGGUUUCAUUGUACAAUAAUCAUUUGAAUGGAAUUCUUGCUGAUGAAAUGGGUCUUGGAAAGACUGUCCAGGUUAUUUCUCUGAUUUGUUACCUAAUGGAAACAAAAAAUGAUAGAGGACCUUUCCUUGUGGUAGUACCUUCCUCUGUGUUACCAGGAUGGGAGUCAGAAAUUAACUUCUGGGCUCCUGGCAUAAGCAAGAUUGCAUAUGCAGGACCUCCUGAGGAGCGGCGUCGGUUAUUCAAGGAAAGGAUCGCCCAAGGAAAAUUCAAUGUCCUUCUGACAACAUAUGAGUACUUGAUGAACAAACACGAUAGACCUAGACUAAGCAAAAUACAUUGGCAUUAUGUAAUAAUUGAUGAAGGCCAUCGCAUUAAGAAUGCUUCCUGCAAACUGAAUGCAGACUUGAAACACUAUCAGAGCUCUCAUAGAUUGUUGUUGACUGGAACACCUCUUCAGAACAACCUUGAGGAGUUAUGGGCAUUACUCAACUUUUUAUUACCAAACAUUUUCAACUCAUCAGAGGAUUUUUCUCAAUGGUUCAAUAAGCCCUUUGAGAGUAGUGGUGAUAACUCACCUGAUGAAGCUCUACUUUCUGAGGAGGAAAAUCUUUUGAUUAUAAAUCGACUUCAUCAAGUUCUUCGACCUUUUGUUCUCCGGAGGCUGAAACACAAGGUUGAGAAUGAGUUGCCUGAGAAGAUCGAAAGACUCGUAAGAUGUGAGGCCUCUGCUUAUCAGAAGCUUUUAAUGAAGAGGGUUGAAGACAAUCUUGGUUCCAUUGGAAGUUCAAAGGUUCGGUCGGUGCACAACUCUGUGAUGGAGUUACGUAAUAUAUGCAAUCAUCCAUACCUCAGCCAACUUCAUGCAGAGGAGGUUGAUACUUUAAUACCAAAACAUUAUCUGCCACCAGUUGUAAGACUCUGUGGAAAGCUUGAAAUGUUAGAUAGGUUACUACCCAAGUUAAAAGCGACUGAUCAUAGGGUUCUAUUCUUCUCAACAAUGACUCGGUUGCUUGAUGUUAUGGAAGAGUAUCUCCACUGGAAGCGUUACAGUUACCUUCGGUUGGACGGACAUACAUCAGGAAACGAACGUGGUGCCCUUAUUGAGGAAUUCAAUCGACCAGACUCUCCUGCUUUUAUAUUUUUGCUUAGCAUUCGGGCUGGAGGUGUUGGAGUGAAUCUUCAAGCGGCUGAUACUGUUAUCAUAUUCGACACUGAUUGGAAUCCUCAGGUUGACCUGCAAGCACAGGCUAGGGCUCAUCGCAUUGGCCAGAAGAGGGAUGUACUUGUUCUGCGAUUAGAAACGGUUCAAACUGUGGAGGAACAAGUCCGAGCUUCAGCGGAGCACAAACUGGGAGUUGCUAAUCAGAGCAUUACUGCUGGUUUUUUUGAUAACAAUACAAGUGCCGAAGAUCGAAGAGAAUACCUGGAGUCCCUCCUAAGGGAGAGUAAGAAAGAAGAAGAUGCUCCAGUUUUGGAUGAUGACGCUCUUAAUGAUAUAUUGGCUCGCAGUGAGUCAGAACUUGAUGUUUUUGAGUCAGUUGACCGACAAAGGCGAGAAGAAGAGAUGGCAGCAUGGCAGAAACUGGUACUGGGACAGGACAAAGACAGUUUGGAGCCUUUACCUCCCUUGUCUCCUCGUCUCGUGACAGAUGAAGACUUAAAGGCAUUUUAUCAGGCCAUGCAGAUAUAUGAAGUAUCUAAUGUUGGGGUAAAGCGAAAGAGUGAGAAUCUUGGAGGGCUUGAUACCCAACAGUAUGGAAGGGGCAAACGAGCUAGAGAGGUACGUUCCUAUGAAGAUAAAUGGACAGAAGAGGAAUUUGAGAAGAUGUGUCAAGUUGAUUCCCCAGAGUCUUCCAUACGCAAAGAAGAAACAGUCUCCAAGAGUAUGGCAAUGGGUGCAAGUAACUCAAAAGUGGGUAACAUGGAUCCUCCACCUUCAGCACCUCCGCUGUCCACAGAACAAUCACAGCUUCCUGGCAAAGAGUUGCCACCAACGUCCAGACGAGGACGUGGUAGGCCAAAAAGGGCAGCAGCAGCAGAAGCAGGUACCUCCCUGUAUGCAGGGGUUGUUCCUGCGCCUUCUGAAACUGUCAACAAACUGGACAUGGGAUCUCAUGGAGAAAUCAGUCCAGGUCUUACUCCCACUCCUUCAAAUGGUAGUUCUCCUGGUUCUGUUACGAUCAAAGAUCUGGGUGGAACUACGCAACAUGAGUUCAGCAGUGGAGCUGCCACUGGUUCAUUCGUCACUACUCCUGUACCUUCUGUCCCCAUUCAAGCCAAGGGACAAAACGGGAAGCCCCAAAGUAGCUCAGAAUCAUCUAGGCGCAGGGCAAAGAAACAGAGUUCAGGAUCACCUGCUGUUGGACCUGAAACUAAUCCGGCUCAGAAAAUGCCAACAGAAAGAGGCAUUUCAUCAGAUAGCUCUCCAGCUUCUUUAGUUCAUGACAAUCAGAAGGUUGUAAGACCAUCUGGCACUUUAAAUGCUCCUAUUGAUGUCAGCCCUGAAUCUAGCUCCAUUUCCAGAAUUUCAAAGGAAAGGGGCAUUAUGUCAGACAGCUCUCGAAAAUCUGCUUUCGCGACACAGAAGUUGGUGGAUAGACCACAUAGUACUUCAAAUGCCCCUACUAUUGUUAGUUUCGAGGUAAACCCAAUCACUGGGCUACCAAAGGUGGUUGAAUUAGUUCCAGUUCGGACCACAAUGCCUUCCUUUUCUCAGGCGAAAUACAUGAGAGUGGGACCUAGCUUGGACAAAAGGGAAACAGAGAAAGUUCCCAUUUCUGAGUCAAAAUCAGCUCCUAUCGAGACCUCAUCAACACCAAAAACAAGCUCAGUUGAAUCAAACAAGAAAGAAGGUGUGAAGGUCAGCAUGCUUCCUGCUGGGCAAGAUUCCAAGGUUUCCCAUUCAUCUACACCUGUGAUGUCUGCAUUGGCACAAGAUUUGAGUGAGAGGAGAUCCCAUCGUAUGGGGACCUUGGAUAAGCAAAAAGCAUCUGGAAAACCUGAACCUGUUUCUGCCCAAACCCCUCAGAAAGCCGUAUAUAGUCUUGAUGCCUCAAGAACAGUACCUACCAGUGGCUCAGUUCCUGAAAGGGCUGUGUAUUUGGACCUUCCUAAGGUCAAACCUGUUGAAUUUGUUGCAGGCCAAGAUAAUAUACCCUAUGGCAAUGCAUCUGAUAUGUGCUUUCAGAAUAUGAAAGAUGAGCAACACUCAGUCCCAGCUCCCCUGCAUCACAUGAAAUCCUCUGCUGAUAAAGGUAAGUCCAAGUCACCUGUCCCAGUAAAGCGGGGAACUAAAAGAAAAGAUUUAGGAGUUUCCGACAUUAAACAAGCUGCUGUUGCAAUUAAGAGUUCAAAUGUGGUAGUUCCUUCAGUCCAUGCUCCCACUGUAGGAUCACAGGUGGCAGAAGGGAAUAGGAGCAGCAUGAAAGCCGUCACCAUGAAAGAUAAGCCGGACAAUGAUUCAAAGAAAGUGGGAAAUGUUAUUGAUGACAAAGGUCAAAGCCUUGUACCUGUUAUAAUAUCUGACCAGAGGUUAGACUCAACAGAGAAAUUGGUUAUUUCUACCCAGAGCAAGCUGCCAGCAGAUACGUCAACAUUACAAAACUGUGCCAUUUCCAUGGAUAAGAGCUUUGAAUGUGCAGAAGCCAAUACAGUGAGGAAUUUUACCUCUGAGCAAUUCUGUGAGGCCCCUCUUCCCAAUGUGGUAUCUUGCCAGGAGCCAAAUUCUGAUCAGAGAUCUGCUCAAGAGAAGCAGCAUUUAACAUGUUCUCCAAUAGCUGAAAAGACCACCAGUUCUGUGGACAAUACAACCACAUGUGUGAAACCAAAAGAAGUCGAAAGCAAAAAAGAUGGUCACAGCCAUGUUUCCAAAUUAAUUCUGAGCAAGAAGCCUAAGCUUACAGAGAAAUCAAAUCUUCCUGGCCAGAGUGUGCAACAGCCAGAUACAUCAAUAUUGCAGGAGAAUGCUGUAAUUUCUAUGGAGAACAGCUCAAUUUGUAUGGGAUCUAAUGCAAGGAGUUAUGAUUCCACUGAGAAACCUUUUAAGGCUGCUCCUCCUGACAUUGUAUGUGGUCAAGAGCCAAACUCAAAUGAGAAGUCCUCAAACUACAAGCUAUCAACAUUGCCAUCAGUAUAUGAGGGUGGUGCUGCUAGUUCUUUGGAAGGGAGCUCUACAAAGUCAAUGAAAACCAAAUCAUCACCUAACGAUGGAAGCUCUCUAUCUGAAAUGCCGGACUUACCUUCUAAUGACCUGCCUGUAUCUCCAUCUGGUCAGCUUACUCAAUCUCUCCAGCAGAUUCCCGACUCUUCUGGUACCCUUGGUGUAGAUGGUUGUUCUGUGGGUUCUAUUAAUCUGGAGAAUACUGAUGAUGGAAAGCAGCUGGAAGGAACUAUUGUAUGUCAAGGUGAAGCACAGAGACAUGAUAUUGCCCAAUCUAUACUUUCUAGAAGUGGCCAGGUUUCUCGACCCAAUGAGCGGGUUCCUGUUCCUCCUACAAAUGAUGGCAGUUCUUUACUCGGUGAUAGUGAAGUACCCAAUCUAGCUGACACCACUCCAACUGAAUUUGCUUCUAGCCAGCUCUCUCAAACAGGUGACAAGAUCCUCAAUAGGGGUAGUAAUGGUACAGCUGAUACAGAUCAUGUUAAUCCAGUGCGUGCUGAUGAUGCUAUACGUGAAGGAGCUACUGUACUUUGUCCAGGUGAAAUAAAACAUGAUACUGAUCCAUCUAUGCCUAUGCCUAGAAGCGGCCAGGAUCCUCUAUUCGAUGAGCAGCUCUCUGAUCCUCCUAGUACUCAGGAUGCAUAUGGUGAUUCUGUUGGUUCUGCCAACUCAGAGCAUCCUGUGAAUGAAAAUUAUUCUUACAAGUCUAAUGAAACACUUGGCCAAAUUGAGGUUAAGCUAGAGCGUGCUGAUGAUCUGAAGAAACCUGAAGGAACUACUGUACUUUGUCAGAGUGAAACAAAACAUGAUACUGCUCUACCUAUAUCUGGUAGUGGCGAAGUCCCUCUCCUGGAUGAGCAGGUUUCUGAUCUUCCUAGUACUCGGGAUGCACAUGCUGAUCCUGAUGGUUCUGCCAAUUCAGAAGAUCCUGGAGCAGAAAAUUAUUCUGAGGUAUAUGAUGUGACAGAUGGUCAAAUUGAGGUUAAGCCAGAGCAUGUUCAUGAUUCAAAGAAACUUGAAGGAACUACUGUACUUUGUGAGGAUGAAACAAAACAGGAUACUGCCCCAUCUAUGUGUAGGAGUGGCGAGGUUCCUCCAGUGGAUGAUCAGGUGUCUGAUACUCCUGGUACUCAUGAUGCACAUGAUUAUCCUGAUGGUCCUGCCAAUUCAGAAAAUCCUGGGACGGAAGAUUGUUUUAAGAAAUCUGAUACGGCACAUGGCCAAAUUGAGAUUAAGCCAGAGCAUGCUGAUGAUGUGAAGAAACCUGAAGGAACUACUCUACAUUGUCUGGGUGAAGUACAGUACAAGGAUGAUGCUGCCCCAUCAAUGUUUGCAACUGGCCAUGAUCUGCAACUAGAUGUGCGAGACGUUGAUACUUGUACCCCUCAUUAUACAAGUACUGAGAGUGAAGGUUAUUCGAAACACUGCAAUUCUACUGUAAAUUGUCAGAGCAAAGCACUUGAGCUAUCUAGUACCGCCCCACCUGAAUUCACAUCUAGCCAGAUCCUUCAAACAGAUCUGCAGGCCUCCUGUCCCUCAGGGACCCAUGUUGCAGGUUCUGAUUAUGUGGUUUCUGCAAAUUCAGAAGCUCCAGGGAGAGAUGAGACUGAGGGGCAUGAGAGCACUGCCCUGCCUUCUCAGAGUGAAGAAACAGAAGUACCUGAUACUCUAAGAAUUGUAUUAUCCACCCAGAUUUCUAAUUCAGAUCAGGAUAACCCCAGUUCUUAUAUCAGUGGUACAGGGGAAGAUCAAAAUUCUAUGAUCUGUGAGAAAGCUGAGCUUUCUGGACUAGAUGAUUCUAUGGGUAUGCAUAAGAUCUUUGUCACAGAUCAGACAGCUAUUGUUGCUUCAGGUGGGGAUUCAUCUGGCGAUAAGUUGGACAGGCCUAGUCAAAGUGUUGGCGAAAUCGAUAGUAUUAUUCAAGAUCCAGGGGAUGUCAAGAAAGCUGACAAUGAUGGAGUUAUUUCUAGUGAGGCACUCCCUGGACCUAGCCACACCCCAAUUGUUUUGCAUGUGGUUCCUUCUGAUGAGGACAAAAUGGUCAUAAGCACUUCUGAAGCUGUCAAUACAAUUAAUGGAGCUGUUAUUCUAGGUCCUGUAUCUUCUGAGGAUGCUGAUGGACGUAAAGAAGGUACUGUGUCAACUGAGCUCACAUAUGUCGGGGAUUCCCAUGGUGAUGAAUGGGGUCUGAAAGCACCUUCCGUUGAGAGUGGAAACAUAGGUGUUCCUUUUGAAGAGGACGAAUCAGUCAGAGACACUUCAGAAGCUAAUGGUAAAACUAACGGAGCUGUCUGUCAAGGUCCUAUAUAUUCUGAGAAACCUGAUAGAGGUGGAGAUACUCUUAUUGUGCCAGUUGAACUUACAUCUGUGCAGGAUUCUCCUGGUGAUAGAAGGGUUCUGAAAGCCUCUUUUGUUGAGGAUGACAAUAAAGGGGUUCCAAUUGAACUUUCAUCUGGGCAGGAUUCCCCUGGUGAUAGAAGGGAUCUGGAAGCCUCUUCUGUUGAUGGUGACAGUAAAGGGGUCCCUUCCGAUGAAAAAAAAUUGGCCAUGGACAGUUCAGAAGGUAAUGGUAACAAAAUUAACGAAACCGUUAAUCAAGGUCCUGUAUAUUCCAAGGAAGCUGAUGAAGGUGGUGAUCAUUCUGAUAUUGUGCCACCGCCAAUUGAACUCACAUCUAGCCCAGAGUUCUGUGGUGAUAAAAUGGAUCCAGAAGCCUCUUCUGUCGAUGGUAAAACCAAAAGGGUUCCUUUUGAUGAUGAGGAUGGAUUUGUCAGAGAUGCUUUAGAAGCUAAUGAUAAGAUUAAUGAAGCUGUUAGUCAAGAUCUUGUAUAUUUUGAAAAAGCUGAUGAAAGUGGAGCUGAUCCUAUAAUUCUGCCAACAGAAUUCAAAUCUGGCCUGGAUUCCCGUGGUGAAAAAUUGGAUCCAGAAGCCUCAUCUGCUGAAAGUGAAAUUGAAAGGUUUCCUUUUGAUGACAAGGAAAAAUUGGUCGGAGAUGCUUCAGAAGCUAAUUAUAAUAUUAAUGAAGAUGUUAGUGAUGAUCCUGUAUAUUUGGAGAAAGCUGAUGAAGUCGGAGAUCAUCCUGGUACUGUGCAAACUGAACUCACGUCUGGCCUGGGUAAGUAUAGUGAUAAAUUAGAUCUUGAAGCUUAUUCUGUUGAGCGUGAAAAUGCAAGUGUUCCAGUUGAUGACAGGGACAAAUUAAUAGGUGAUGCUUCAGGAGCGAAUGCUAAAAUUGGUGAAGCUGUUAGCCAUGAUCCUGUGUAUUCUGAGAAUGCUGAUGAAGGUAGAGAUCAUACUAGUAUUGUGCCAACUCAACUCACAUCUGGCCAGGAUUCCCAUGGUGAUAAAUUGGAUCUGGAUCAUGAAGCCUCUUCUGUUGACAGAGAAAAUGAAGGGCUUCCUUUUGAUGAAAAAGAAAUAGUCGGAGACUCUUCAGGAGAUAAUGAUAUAAUGGAUGAGGCAUUUAGGCAAGAUCCCAUGUGUUCUGAGAAAAUUGAUCAAAGUGGAGAUCAUCCUAGUAUCGUGCCAAUUCAACUCACAUUUCAUCAGGAUUCCCAUGGUGAUAAAUUGGAUCGGGAAACCUCUUCUGCUGAGGGUGACAAUAAUGGAGUUCCUUCUGAUGAACAAAAAUUGGUCGGUGACACUUCAGUGGAUAAUGAUAUAAUUGAUGAGGCUGUUACUCAAGGUACUGGGUGCUCUGAGAAAGUUGCCGAAGUUGGACGUCACCCUUGUAUUGUGCUAACUCAAAUCACAUCUGAACAGGGUUCCCAUGGUGAUAAACAGGAUUUGGAGGUCUCCUGUGUUCAGGUUGUAAAUAUGAGGGUUCCUUCUGAUGAAAAAGAAUUGUUCAGCGAUACUACUGAAGCUAAUGAAACAGUGACUGAAACUGUUAAUCAUGGUCCUGUCUCUAAUAAAGAAGUUGAAGAUCAUCAUCCUGGUAUUGUGCCAGGUGGACUCGCAUCUGGUGAGGAUAUCCAUCAUGAUGAAGUAAAUCUGGAAACCCCUUAUGUUGAGGAUGAAAAUAAAGGGUAUCUUGUUUUAGAAUAUAUGCAGCCAGUUGCUGCUAUAUCUUGCAGUUUGGAUACCCUUCCAGAAAAUUUGUGUGAGAUUCAAACUCCUGCAGCAGAUCAAAUCAGUGCAGGUAAGUGUGACAGAAAUUUUGGAGAAGUACACAAAUCAGAAUCAGAUAAUUCUCAGCUAGUUUCUCCUGAUCCUGGUGAGGAUCAUGACGGUGCUGCUCUUGAUGUUUCACUGGUUAGUAGCGUUAAAGAAAAUGACGGGAAUCAGUCGUCAGAGCAGGUGGAUAUAUCCUCAUCAUCUCUGCCAAGUGGGGAAGAGGAAAAGAAAGACAGCAUGCCCGAGAAUAUUUCGGUGGGGAGCUCAAUAGUGCCAGCUGUACCAGAUGAUGAAGCAGAGUAAGGGGCAACCAAAACAGUUAACUGCAUUUUUGUCUAAUGCUUGACUAUAUUUUUUUGCUGUAAAUGAUAUAGUUUAAUAGUACAAGUCAAAUUGGAGGCAUGAUAGCUAUCUGUAUUCCUGUUCAGUCUGACACAAAGGAAAUGCUCCAGCUUCUGUUUUAUGUCAUGACAAUGUAUAUAAUCUUUCGGUUCUCUUUGAA
This is a messenger RNA of Macadamia integrifolia, 13050 nucleotides long. RefSeq names its product chromatin structure-remodeling complex protein SYD-like. Gene Ontology annotation, molecular function: ATP-dependent chromatin remodeler activity; DNA binding; histone binding. The record is from RefSeq and is a predicted model, not a curated record. Lineage: Eukaryota; Viridiplantae; Streptophyta; Magnoliopsida; Proteales; Proteaceae. The transcript is spliced from 33 exons. Bases 291 to 12851 code for a protein of 4186 amino acids. Gene Ontology annotation, biological process: positive regulation of transcription by RNA polymerase II. Gene Ontology annotation, cellular component: nucleus.